AUGAGCAUAAACACUCAUCUGGGCCACGAACAGUCCCGCAGGGAUGAUUUAGAGGCGAUGGGCCACAUGUUCAUGUACUUUUUGAGGGGGUCGCUACCCUGGCAGGGACUCAAGGCGGAUACGCUGAAGGAGAGGUAUCAGAAAAUCGGAGAGACGAAAAGGAGCACUACAAUCGAAUCUUUGUGCGAAGGACAACCAGAAGAAUGGGCAACUUACUUGAAAUACGUUCGAAAACUGGAAUUCGCGGAAACACCUGACUACGAUUAUCUACGGAAGUUGUUCAAAGAUUUAUUCGUCAAGAAAGGUUACAAUGAAGAUGGCAUCUUUGAUUGGUCAGAUAGGGUAUCCUGGUUGAACACAGAAGAAAGAAAAGAAGUCCACAAAACCAAAACUUGA
This is a messenger RNA of Phaedon cochleariae (mustard beetle), 396 nucleotides long. Lineage: Eukaryota; Metazoa; Arthropoda; Insecta; Coleoptera; Chrysomelidae. The record is from the annotation of a GenBank genome assembly.